AUGAUCUUUUCUGGGCCAUCAACUACGUUGGAUCUUCGAGAGGAUCACAACGGCACCAUUGCUAAUAAGAACAGUGCACAAAGUUCAUUUCGUGUUUCUGUGAUUGGCGAUGUACUCAUCUCAGCUGACGCGCUUUCCGUUUUGGAUCUCGGUCCUAGUUUCGCGCCUGUGCAAUCAAUUAGUCCGGAGGUAUCACGCAAGAUUGUGGGCGGCCUCCAAUUGGUUCAUGAUAGGUUGCAAAAGAAGAAGAGCGAAGGCAAGAAAACAGAAUAG
Molecule: messenger RNA, 273 nt
Organism: Necator americanus (New World hookworm)
Lineage: Eukaryota; Metazoa; Nematoda; Chromadorea; Rhabditida; Ancylostomatidae
Exons: 1
Coding region: 1-273 (90 amino acids)
Source: RefSeq, a predicted model, not a curated record